AUGGUGAUUGACCCUCAAGAACUAUUGGAGUGCAAGUAUAGUCAUCUUUUAUCUGGCUUAACUGAGGGCAGGGAUGCUCUAGUUAAUGGGCUAAAACUGGUUAAUAUGCGUACCAAGGAAUGUGUUACAGAGACACCAGAGCAGAGUAACACAGCCCAUAUCCAGCAGGUAUUCAUGGAAACACUAGACAAAUGUUUUGAAAAUGUCUGUGAACUGGAUUUAAUUUUCCAUGUAGACAAGGUCCAUAAUAUAUUGGCCAAAAUGGUCAUGGGUGGAAUGGCUUUGGAGACCAACAUGAACAAAAUUGUCACUCAAAUUGAUGCACAAAAUAAAUUGGAGAAAUCUGAGGCUGGUUUAGCAGGAGCUCCAGCCCAGGCUGUUUCAGCUGUAAAGAUUAUGAAUCUGCCAGAGACCCCAAGAAAUAUUCAUAUUGGUGACAUCAGUAUAAAAGUGCCAAACCUGCCCUCUUUUAAAUAA
This is a messenger RNA of Nipponia nippon (crested ibis), 477 nucleotides long. The record is from RefSeq and is a predicted model, not a curated record. NCBI's taxonomy places the organism in Eukaryota, Metazoa, Chordata, Aves, Pelecaniformes, Threskiornithidae.